AUGUCUACCCAACCCCCUCACAACACUCUGCUCAUCCCGGGCCCCAUUGAGUUUGACGAUGCCGUGCUGCAGUCCAUGUCCCACUAUGCUGAGAGCCAUGUCGCUCCCGGCUUCGUCAAGGUCUUUGGUGAGACCUUGACCCUCCUCCGUAAGCUCUUCCAGUCGACCAACCCCUCCGCCCAGCCCUUCCUCAUUGCCGGCUCUGGCACCCUGGGCUGGGACCUGGUCGCUGCCAACCUGAUCGAGCGCGGCGAGAACGCCCUCGUCCUGAACACCGGUUACUUCGGUGACUCCUUCGGCAACUGCCUGACCACCUACGGCGCCGAGGUGACACACCUCCGCGCUCCGAUCGGCGACCGCCCCGCCUUCGAAGAGAUCGAGGCCGCCCUCAAGCAGAAGCCCUACAAGCUGCUGACCGUGACACACGUCGACACCUCCACCGGUGUCCUGAACGACAUCAAGCGCGUGGCCGAGGUUGUCCGCCGCGUGAGCCCCGACACCCUCGUCGUGGUCGACGGCGUGUGCAGUGUCGGUUCGGAGGAGAUCGCCUUUGACGAAUGGGACCUGGACGCGGUCGUGACCGCAUCGCAAAAGGCCAUCGGCUGCCCUCCCGGUCUGAGCAUCGUCUACUGCUCCGGCCGCGCGAUCCAGCGCGCCCAGUCCCGCAAGACCCCGCCUGCCUCCUACUACGCCUCCAUCGCCAACUGGCUCCCCAUCAUGCAGAACUACGAGGCCUGCAAGCCCUCCUACUUUGCCACCCCGCCCACCCAGCUCGUUCACGCCCUGCACACCACCCUCAGCCAGAUCACCUCCCGCCCCAUGUCCGAGCGCUUCGCCAUCCACACCGCCGCUUCGGACAAGGUCAAGGCCGCCAUUGCCGAGAUCGGCCUGGCCCAGGUUGCUCCCAAGCCCGAGUGCCAGGCCCACGGCAUGACUGCCAUGUACCUCCCCGACGGCCUGUCCCCGCCCGAUGUGCUGCCCGGUCUGCUGAAGCGCGGUGUGAUCUUCGCAGCUGGCCUGCACAAGGAGAUUGCCACUAAGUAUAUCCGCUUCGGCCACAUGGGUGUUAGCAUUUCGGAUCCCAGCCGUAAUGAUAUUGAUAAGGCUUUGUCGGCGCUGAAGGAGGCGUUGGCUGAGGCUAAGCAGGCUAAGGGUCUGUAA
Molecule: messenger RNA, 1161 nt
Organism: Penicillium daleae
Lineage: Eukaryota; Fungi; Ascomycota; Eurotiomycetes; Eurotiales; Aspergillaceae
Product: alanine--glyoxylate transaminase
Exons: 2
Coding region: 1-1161 (386 amino acids)
Cellular component (GO): peroxisome
Molecular function (GO): L-alanine:glyoxylate transaminase activity; L-serine:pyruvate transaminase activity
Source: RefSeq, a predicted model, not a curated record